AUGUUACGUGUAUUCGUGAUUUCAUUCCUUUAUACAGUUUCCGCAAAAGUUUUCAUAAAAGGUCCCUGUCCUAGCGUGAAAGCCGUAGACAACUUCAAUAUUACUGCGUACGCUUCUGGCAAGUGGUUUGAGCUUGCUCGGUACCCCAAUGACUGGGAGAAUCGAGGCAACUGCGUCUCAAAGGUUUUCACGCCAGAGGGAACCACUUACAAAUUUAGGCUAACCGACGUAGUGGAUCACUCUCAGACUUAUUACGAAGGACGAAUCGAAAUGGUCCCUGAUGCUAAGAACACCGGUCUACUGAAUUAUAUAUCAAACGCUUACAAAGGUUCAGAAGGUGAAAAUAUAGUCCCUGUGUAUAUCCUGGAUAUCGACUAUGACAACUACAGCAUUGGCUAUGAAUGCAAGUAUGACCCAGCUCAGGAUAUGCGUCACGACUUCGCGUGGGUCAUGUCCAGAUCAAAAUUUCUACAGGGCAAGGCAAAAGAAAAAGUGGAGAGCUUCCUGAAAUCUUCGAAGCUCAUCGAUUCCAGUAAAUUAAUCUGGAUUCAGUUCAGUGACGCCGCCUGUAAAUAAUCUACAUUCAGGAUCAAUUUUUUUGUUUCUCAUAAAAACG
Aricia agestis (brown argus) is the source of this 616-nucleotide messenger RNA. RefSeq names its product bilin-binding protein-like. Gene Ontology annotation, molecular function: pigment binding. NCBI's taxonomy places the organism in Eukaryota, Metazoa, Arthropoda, Insecta, Lepidoptera, Lycaenidae. The coding region runs from base 1 to 576 and encodes 191 amino acids. The record is from RefSeq and is a predicted model, not a curated record. The transcript is spliced from 4 exons.